AUGAAAACCAGCGUUAUUCCCAACCAUGAAAAACAUUUUCAACGCGGUGCUUUGUCCGAUAUUCGUAGCCCAUUAAAAAAAUCUGGAGCUGGUAAUGGUAAUUGGGGUGUCCUUGGUGAAGAAAUUCUUGACGAGGAAAUAUAUCGAUUUGCUCCAUCAAAAUCAGAUUUAUCUCAUAUAAAGGUCAUCGAGGCUGAAGAAUUUAGUAGGCUAAAAUCCGCUGUCAGCUUAGCAUAA
Diversispora eburnea is the source of this 237-nucleotide messenger RNA. The record is from the annotation of a GenBank genome assembly. Lineage: Eukaryota; Fungi; Glomeromycota; Glomeromycetes; Diversisporales; Diversisporaceae.